This is a messenger RNA of Talaromyces stipitatus ATCC 10500, 582 nucleotides long. RefSeq lists its product as uncharacterized. NCBI's taxonomy places the organism in Eukaryota, Fungi, Ascomycota, Eurotiomycetes, Eurotiales, Trichocomaceae. The record is from RefSeq and is a predicted model, not a curated record. The annotation marks the transcript as partial. The transcript is spliced from 2 exons.
CAUGGCGUGGUACUCUCUUCUCCCGGAGUCCAUGAAUACAUUGGAGACAUGGCUCAUCAGAUUCUUUAUCCUUCUCGGCAUUUUAACAAUCGGACCAUGGGCGGGACUCGUCAUAUUCGACAUUGUGUUUUACAUUGCUCGCGUGAUCGCAUACGAAUUCCCUCUCAUCGGCGGACGAGCGAACGGUGAGCGCAAGCCACGCGCCCCGACAUUGACUGAACGACCGAGUGGGCGACGGCGAGCUUUUAGUCUUCGAGGCGAGGCAGUGGGUGGUGAAGGAAGUCAAUCGACUACAUUAGAGAAAGAAAUGAUGAGGAGGCUUGUACAUACCGAGAAAGAUAAGACCUAGGCGGGUAUUGUCGUCCUGUCGUAUAGCUGUUGAUUAUUUGGUAUUUGGAUUAUUUGUUGGAAUAUACCGGUUUCAUCACUUGGAAUAUCAUGCUUUUCCUAUUAUUCGAUCAGGUCAACAAGAUGACUCAGGGCAUAGUCAUCAAUUGAGGCAUUUGACCCAGUUAUUCCACUAAGAGACUACUUAAUUUACCACAGAGAAGAUCUGGCUUACUAACAAUACAACCCCUCCGU